Messenger RNA from Paramuricea clavata, 1353 nucleotides. The record is from the annotation of a GenBank genome assembly. NCBI's taxonomy places the organism in Eukaryota, Metazoa, Cnidaria, Anthozoa, Malacalcyonacea, Plexauridae.
AUGAUGUGUGAUCCUGUAAAUCCUUUUGGAAAACUUGCUGAGAAAUACGGAGAUAUUUUUACACUUUCGUUUCCAAAGGAAAUUAUGGUGGUGCUAAAUACAGCCUCGCUUGCACGGGAAGCAAAACUUGAAAGGAAAGAUGAUCUUGCAGGCAAAUCACCUAAGUCCUUUUAUCCUUUUGGUGAAAUUCUAGGUGAAGACUUAGCUACAAUGGAUUAUUCAACUGCGUUUCUAUUUCGCAGAAGAGUAUUCAAGUCAGCUAUGCAUGUUUUUGGAGCGGGCGCAGAAGAAGCUGAGGAUCGAAUGAGACAUGCUGUUGAAACUGCGUUGCAUGAGAUCGACAAUAUGGAAGGUCAGCCCUUCUCACCAAAGGAACUUUUGGAGUCUUCAAUACUGGUACAACUUUGGGAAUGGGUUACAUCAAAGAAGUUAUCACUACAUGACCCAACUAUAGAGCAUCUCAGAGAAUUUGGUGAUAUAGUUUCAAAACAAGCUUUGCAAUCUUCUUUAUACCAAUUGAUUCCAUUUUUAACGUAUCUGCCAACACAGUUCACUCGGGAUAUCAAGCGUGCACUACAAUUAAAGAACAAUUUGUUUCCCCCAGUAUUUCGAGCACACCUGGAGACCUACACGCCUGGCGUUAUUCGGGAUCUUACUGAUAGCUUUAUCUGUGCCUACGAGAAAGAGAUGGCGAAAGAGACUGGUAAAGACAUUGGGUCCAUUGAAGACAUCCCAAAUAUAAUGGUUGAUGUUACCUUCCUUGGAUCAGAUACAACGUCCACGUCACUUGCUUGGUUUAUUUUGUAUGUUUUGUUACAUGAUGAGGUUCAAAAGAAAAUUCACAAAGAGCUAGACGUUGUAAUGGAUAAGGAUCGCUUACCUCGUUGGAAAGAUGCUGAGAAAUUUCCGUACCUACAAGCUACAUUGUGUGAAGUACAAAGGAUAUCAGGUGUAGCUUUAAUUGCCGGGACUAACGCUAUUCGUGACACAACCAUCGCUGGUUAUCACAUUCCAAAAGGUACCUUUGUUGCUCUUAAUUACACUCAACUGCACCACGACGGGAGAGAUUGGCCAGAGCCAAAUAAAUUUAGACCUGAACGAUUCCUAGAUUCUGAUGGAGCAUUCAUUGGUUGGUCCAAACAUCAUGCAUUUCUACCAUUUAGUCUUGGUCGUAGGGAAUGCGCUGGCCAGUCAUUGGCAAAGAUAAUGAUGUUCAAUUUCGCUUCAACAUUGUUACAUCGUUACAAGAUCGAAUUGCCAGAAGGAGCAGACAGGCCAAGUACAGACAUUUCCGGCCCAGCACUAGUUGUACGACCACAAGAUUUUAAAGUUGUUGCGAAAAAACGAUUUUGA